Molecule: messenger RNA, 1642 nt
Organism: Pocillopora meandrina
Lineage: Eukaryota; Metazoa; Cnidaria; Anthozoa; Scleractinia; Pocilloporidae
Source: the annotation of a GenBank genome assembly
AUGGCCUUUGCCACUCCAUUGAAUCCUUCUACCAAAGGAACCUCAAACUAUGCUCAGCUGUGUCGCCUUCUUGUUGAAGUUGGAUCACAUGUGUUAAAGGAGAUCUUUGACGUUCUGACAAAUCCCACAAACUGUGCCAAAUUACAAACACUUCGAAAGAAGAGAGUCCUGUGUACCUCCCAGUGGUGCAAAUUGUAUCCUGCUGUCAAAUGGUCAAUUUCCUCAGGGAACUUUGACAGCUCCCUGCUGCUAUUACUUCUGAGGAAUAUCUUUGGUCUAACUCUCCCUACCUCUGGCCAAGAUGACCUUCCUUUGGUAACAGACACCACUCCAGCAGCUGACAUCUCUCGCAUCAAGAUCCUCAGAGACAGAGUUUACAGUCAUGUUACCAGUGGUUCCGUUGAUGAUCCAACUUUCAGUUCCUACUGGAAUGGCAUCAAAGACACCUUUCAGCGUAUUGGAGGGGCCCACUAUCAGGAUGUUACCAAUGAUCUUAAAACUGAUUGCAUGGAUGCUGAUAUUGAGAAGGACUACCAGGAGCUUUUCAGAGAGUGGUUGAAGGAUGAAGACUGCGUCACAGAUAAAUCAUAUGAAGAUGAAAUGGUAAAAAAGGCCAGGAAGGAAGAUGACCUGGAGGGUUCCAUUGAGACAUAUGAACAAAAUUUAGGAAAGGAAGGUUUGUGUGAUUUACUUUUGUUAAUUUUAAGUUUUAACUAAAUUGUCUCUUUUGUGUGAUUAAUGUUAGAUAUAGUGGGUCAUGAAAUAAAAGAAACUACGUCCAAAAUUUCUGUGUGGAAAUUGGUAUACUGUAUAUGUAAGUAAAGUUUUUUUUUUUUCCUUGAUGUUAUGAACGAAGUUUACAAAAAAAUUCAUACAUGUUGUCAAAAUAUAAUUCUGUGCCGAAGGUGAUAGAUUUAAAGCCUAAUUAUUUGAGUGAAAGAUGCAACUCAGUGAAUGACACAACCAUGCAAACUCAGAGAAAAAAGGGUAGCACUCAGAGGUGUUUUUUUUUCUUCAAGUAUGUCUGACAGUGUGUAAUUUUGUACUGUUUAAUCAGUUAGUGUGGACUUGAAAUGUUUUAUGCAGGGUCAUGGAUGCUUUGACCUAAUUGUUAUUCAUAACAAGUUUUCUUUUCUUUUUCUUCAUUGCCAUUUGAUUUUUGUUUCGGAUCUGCUAAUAACUUCUAAUAAAUGAAUGGAAACAAACAAAAAAAAAAGAAAUACUACAUUCUUCUUUUUUAGAGACAGCAAUGAUGCCAAGGGAUUAUAUUUUAACUACAUCAGUACAGAAUGCAAGCCCACCAGAGCUCAAUGUUACACUUCCAUUGAUGAGUGAUCUUCCUGAAACCUCUUUUACUUGGAACAAUGUUGAACUUCCUGUUGAUAUUCUUUUAUUAAUAGUGGAGGACUGUGAGUUCUUAAGUUGCUUUGCCUACCUGAGGGAACCCUUUAAGAGUUCUCACAUCAGUACUGGCCCUGUGUACUUUGGGUGCAUGGGUGAUGAUCAAGGAAAGAAAAUGAAAAUUGUAUUGAUGAGGUGCUGCAAAGGUCCUGGUGUUCCUGGGGGUUCUUUGUCUGUUUCAAAAGAUGCCAUCUUGCUACUGAGACCCAAGGCUAUUUUUUCUGUUGGUGCCUGCAAUUGA